AUGGCGGACCCGAUCAGCAUCGUUGGGCUCGCAUUGACGGUCGUACAGAUUCUCCGUACAGCAGUUAAACAGUUGAAAGAUGCGUACUCCAAGGGAGGCAGCAUUCAUCAGACCCUGGACGAACUCCGAGCCGAUUUAGAGGCUGUUUGCGACCUGAUUGAUAACAUACAUUGCGUUCUCAGCACCCCGAACUUCGUCGCUGCGGUGGAAGAAGUGCAAGGCGCGUCGCAGGCCAACUUGCUAGAAUGUCUUCAACGAACUCUUCAAAGCUGCGAGCGCGAGGCCCAAAGACUCUGCAAUUUCAUCUUCGAUCUUGAUAUCUCAGGGGCUACGGGCCGCCUAAGGCAGGGCGUGCUUCAGUUCAAGCUUGAUAGACGCUCGGACGACCUGCAACACAUCAAGCGCAACUUGCAAGAUCAUAAGAGCUCAAUGCUUUUAGCAAUUCAGUUCAUCACAACUUGCAACGACAUGCAGGUUGUUGAACGGAAUGCUCUUGACUUCGCAACUCUGAAAGCUCAAGCUCUUGAUGUCGCAGCCGAUGUCGCAGCCAUGAGAGCUCAAAUCAGAAAACAGGGGGAGAUAUUAGAGCAAUUAGCGAAAUUGCUCAACGAACGACUGGCAUCACCAGGAGAUAAAGAGCAGACAGUGCUGCUGAGUGAAAUGCGAGAGUUCCAGCACAGAUCUAUUAGAGUCCGACGUCAAGCCACCAUGCGACUCGACCAGAUUACGUCUAUACUCGAGGAGACGCAGAGCUCACCUCCUAUGGCUGACAGGACCCGCCCUCCUGUACCACCGCGAAGGGUUGGCAAGGACCUCCAAACACCGCCUGCAGGGUUUGACCCGCGAAUUGACCAAACCUCAACCUCAAAAGUACCGUCAACGCCAACGACCCCAAGAGUGGAGCAACGCGUUGCAAGCAUGCCUGCCACCCCGAUCCCAACGGCAAUCCCGCGUAUGAACGCCUUGAACCCGGAAACGAACAAGUCGGCCUCACCAGCGCUAUUUGUCGCGCGUCAUGUAGACAUGACUACGACUAGUGGACAGUUAGAUGCUGAAGACUUCGAGGAGAGAGUAUCGUCACUUUUAUCGACCGCGUCCACCCAGCGUAUGGGCAACGAGAAGCCAUACAACGACGAGAUUAUUCUGGCGCUCGGCGAAUUACUCGCGAUGCUUGGGAAGCAUGACUGGAGUGUACGGCCACGGUUGUAUCUCGUUCUCCGGAUGAUCGACGAAGUACGAGCGAUGAAUAUGCUCAUUAUCGAAGGAUUCAAGGAUAUUCACUUCCCUUUCACUGAAGUCGACCUCACUCCCAGUCUCAAAUCCGCUGCUUCCAGGAAAGACUUUCUUCGGCAACAACGGUUCGUACUUAGCUCAAGAUCAGUCGAUCUGGUACAAGGAGGUCGUCAUCAUCACCUCGGUAAGCUAUACUUCUAUACACCGUUCGCUGCCCAGGUGCUGACUUUCGCCAGACAAAGGUGCAGAAUCUUACUUCGUCAUCAUGGAGCAGCUUGGAAAAGGCGGCUUCAGCAUCGUCCAUCGUGCUCGAAGCAGGAUUGA
Messenger RNA from Alternaria ventricosa, 1557 nucleotides. RefSeq lists its product as uncharacterized. The transcript has 2 exons. NCBI's taxonomy places the organism in Eukaryota, Fungi, Ascomycota, Dothideomycetes, Pleosporales, Pleosporaceae. The record is from RefSeq and is a predicted model, not a curated record. The coding region runs from base 1 to 1557 and encodes 518 amino acids.